GCUAUUACGAUGUACGAUACGUGACCAUUUAUACAACGCGUCUCUGCUUACCCUGAGUGGAAAUUGUUACCUCGUGGAGUACACGAAACAUACAACGAAAUGGCAAAUCCGAAUCUUACUGAUAUGACGGAGGAAGAUGCGGCAGAUCUGCAAUUUCCGAAAGAAUUUGAAAACGCGGAGACAUUGUUGAUAUCGGAAGUUUAUAUGUUGUUGGAGCACAGGAAAGCUCAAAAUGAAUCGGCGGAGGAAGAACAGGAAUUCUCCGAAGUGUUUAUGAAGAGUUUAACGUACACAAAUCGAUUCGGCAAGCUAAAAAAUAAAGAGACGAUCACAGCUGUUCGAAAUUUGCUGGCGCAGAAGAAGUUGCACAAAUUCGAGCUUGCCUCGCUUGCUAACUUAUGUCCUGAAACUCCGGAGGAGGCGAAGGCUCUCAUUCCUAGUCUCGAAGGGCGUCUAGAAGACGAAGAGCUUCGGACGAUAUUGGAGGAUAUACAAACGAAAAGAUCUUUACAGUAUUGAAAUAAACUUUAUAUCUAUUUCUACUUUUACGUCUAAUUUUUUCUAAGAAAAAAUGAAAGGGAUGAUGAAUUUGAUGAAUAAAAAAAAAAUAACUCGACAUCGCCACUAUAAAUGUACAUAAAUAAUACAUGUCAUAAUCUCGUUUCAAU
This is a messenger RNA of Dinoponera quadriceps, 668 nucleotides long. It is a transcript of the gene Polr2D, whose product is annotated as DNA-directed RNA polymerase II 16 kDa polypeptide. The coding region runs from base 100 to 519 and encodes 139 amino acids. Gene Ontology annotation, cellular component: RNA polymerase II, core complex; P-body. The record is from RefSeq and is a predicted model, not a curated record. The transcript has 3 exons. Gene Ontology annotation, biological process: nuclear-transcribed mRNA catabolic process, deadenylation-dependent decay; mRNA export from nucleus in response to heat stress; transcription initiation at RNA polymerase II promoter. NCBI's taxonomy places the organism in Eukaryota, Metazoa, Arthropoda, Insecta, Hymenoptera, Formicidae. Gene Ontology annotation, molecular function: translation initiation factor binding; nucleotide binding.